CCAGCCGUUUCAACAACCAUGCCAGAGGUUCCGAUACCGCACCCGCCCGCAGUGAAAGUCGGAGGUCGUCGUCUGUCGCUCUCCGCACGGCAUAAGCCACACGUCGAUACAUCGACGACUGAACCAACACCGGCCAGGGCCGUCGACGACACCGUCCUUGACUAUCCAAGGCCAACAGGACCUCCCGCUACGGACGAAGAAAGACAUGAUCCGCACCACCAGGAGGAGCUGCCGCCGAAGAAGGACAAGAAGCAGCAUGGCUAUCUUGAGAACGAGAAGAAGAUGAGGGAGUUUGCGCACCACAAGGCCGAAGCUAAUCGGCCCACGAGGGAUGUUCAGCCAGAGCACAAGGGCUUUGGAGCCGGCGGGAGAAUCGCUCAGCCCGGAGGAAGAAGCAUUGACAUUUGAGUGUUGGUCUGAAGCUAAACAUGAUGUGUACGAUUAUUGCCUGGACGCAAUCGGUGUCGUAAUAUUGUACUUUUAUUUAGAGUCUCCUCGAAUGUGAUGUCUUAAAAGUUAUCCUUUUGAUGCAUGCAAUGCGGCUAUCCGUGGUUAUCCAGUGUUAACUUAUUGCAUUCUAAGGACAAGUUUCUGUGAUAUUCUUCAAACUUGCUUCCAACAUUAACUGGUUACAGAGAAAGAAAGAACAAGCAAUGUAGAUCUACUAAAGGGACUUCUACUGUGAUAGAUAAGAAAUGGGAAUGACAUGGAGAAGAGGUCUUGGCUAGCAAGGAAUGAAUAGUGGAUAUAAAAUGUAGGUUACAUUGGGGAUAAAAACCAAGAGAGUGCAGGAG
This is a messenger RNA of Desarmillaria tabescens, 794 nucleotides long. RefSeq lists its product as uncharacterized. The record is from RefSeq and is a predicted model, not a curated record. Lineage: Eukaryota; Fungi; Basidiomycota; Agaricomycetes; Agaricales; Physalacriaceae. Bases 19 to 408 code for a protein of 129 amino acids. The transcript is spliced from 3 exons.